Messenger RNA from Jaculus jaculus (lesser Egyptian jerboa), 867 nucleotides. RefSeq names its product lymphocyte antigen 6 family member G6F. The record is from RefSeq and is a predicted model, not a curated record. Bases 1 to 867 code for a protein of 288 amino acids. Lineage: Eukaryota; Metazoa; Chordata; Mammalia; Rodentia; Dipodidae. The transcript has 5 exons.
AUGUUCCUCCUCCUUCUGCUGCUGUGUGGGGCCCCAAAGGCUGCUGCAGACAGCAUCCAGGCCAUCUAUGUGGUCUCUGGGGAGUCAGUGCAGCUGCCCUGUCCCUUACCAUCCAUCCUCAAGGGAGAACAACUCCUGUCAUGGUUCCGCAGCCCUGCUGCAGGCUCCUCCACCAUCCUGGUGGCUCAGGUGAGAGUGACCAGGACAGUCCAAGAUCUUGGGAAAACUGAAAAGGAUUCCAGGUUCAGGGUCCUGGGAAACUAUUCGUUGUGGCUUGAGGGUUGCCAGGACAGAGAUGCUGGACGGUACUGGUGCACCGUGCUGGAUGAGCACCGAAAGUACCAGAACUGGAGGGUAUAUGACGUCUCUGUGCUCAAAGGAUCCCAGUUCUCUGUGAGGUCUGCAGAUGGCUUCUGCUCCCUUCUCCUGUGUUCUGCAGUUCCUCCUAGACAUCUGGGUUCUGUGACCUGGCUAGAGGAGAAGGGACAUGUGAAAGGACACACUCAGUACUUUUGGGGUAAUGGGGCUGCCCUGCUCUUGGUGUGUCCACUGGAGGGGCUUCCAGAGCCCAGGAGCUGGAGGCCAAGGACCAUUCACUGCCUCAUGCCUCAGAACAAGAGACUCAGCUUUAGCCUAGCAGUCUCCAUGGGUGCUGCUCCCACUGUCUGCGCCCCUUUCCCUAGCUGGGAUGUGCCCUGGAUCCUGAUGCUGCUGCUCACUGUGGGCCAAGGACUCACCAUCCUAGCCCUGGGCAUCAUGCUCUGGAAGCGGAGGGCCCCGGGGGCUCAGUGCCAAGAUGCCUCGAUUCCUCCCUUCAAACCCGAGACCCAGGUCUAUGAGAACAUCCACUUAGCCCGCCUUAGGUAA